CCUUCUCCCUUCUUCCAUCGACUCUCUUGGUCACCUUCAAACUUGAAUCAACAUCAUGUCUUUCACGAAAGGGGUACUCUACCCAUGCAACCCGGCGACGACGAGAGGAGAGUCGACCAAGCUCAGCUCCAGUAAAGACAAGGUUGUCUACACGAAUGGUCGGGCAGUCAUUAUACGCGACUUGAAGGAUGCUGCAGUCGGUACCGCGUAUCUAGGACAUGUACAGCCAGCAACUGUCGCUCGGAUCGCCCCAUCCGGGUACUACUGCGCCUCUGCAGACGUUACUGGAACAGUGAGGAUCUGGGAUACGCUCGGGGAUGAGCAGACUUUGAAGGCGGAGUACAAAGUGAUUGGGGGCGUCAUAAAGGACCUUGCGUGGGACGGCGAGAGCAAGCGCAUAGUCGCGGUCGGCGACGGACGAGACAAGUUCGGACACGCGUUCAUGGUGGACACUGGAUCUUCCACUGGAGAAAUCAUCGGACACUCGAAGGCUAUCAACGCCGUGAGCAUCAGGGCGCAGCGGCCAUUCCGUGCGGCAACCGCAGCAGACGAUGGGUCGAUCGUCUUCCACCAAGGCGUGCCGUUUAAGUACGACAAGACUAUCAAGACGCAUACGAAGUUCGUGCAGGACGUCCGCUUUUCACCUUCCGGGGACCAUUUCGCAAGUGUGGGCUCAGACUUCAAGAUCUUCGUGUACGAUGGGAAGACCGGCGAUACUUUGGGAGAAAUCACUGACAGCCCACACACCGGUAGUAUCAUGGCCUGCAGUUGGAGUCCUGAUAGCAAGUCGCUUGUAACUUCCGCCGCCGACCGCACAGUGAAGCUCUGGGACGUGGAGACGAAGAAGGCGCAGGUGACCUGGUCGCUCGGCUCGAGUGUCGCCCACCAACAGGUCGGCAACACAUGGACCGAGGAAGACAGCAUCGUCUCGCUCUCGAUGUCUGGCGACCUCAACAUCUUCGACAAGCGUGUCGGAGACAAGCCCGCGCGCGUGCUCAAUGGCCCGCAAAAGGCGGUUACUGCUGGUCUCGCCGGGCCUCCUCCGACCUUCUUCGUAGGCACUGCAGACGGGCGUGUGCUCCACCACUCGGACGACGGCUUCGAGCACGUCGGCGGCGAUGCGCACACCACGCUCGUUUCCGGGCUCGGCGCCGCGCAGGACGGCAAGGUGUACUCUGUCGGCCUAGACGACCAGCUGCGCGAGCUCGAGGGGACGAGCUACACCGCCGCGCGGUUCUCUACCGCUACGCAGCCGAAGGCGGUCGCGGUUGGGGGCGACGCGACGGUGUUUGUGCUCGAGACGGCGAGCGUCGAGGCAGUGCGCUCGAACCAGAAGGUCUUCGACCUCCCACUCAAGUACACCCCGAGCGCGAUCGCCGCUGCGGGCAGCGUGGUCGCUGUUGGCGGAGAGGACCAGAAGGUGCGCUUGUACACAUGGGACGGGAAGGCGCUCGCGGAGAGCGCGACACUCGACGGGAACAAGGGCACCGUGACGGCCCUCGCAUUCUCCCCCGACGGCUCGCACCUCGCGUCCGGCGACUCGACCGGGAAGAUCGUGCUGUACGACGCGAAAGAGCGCAAGAUGCUCACCUCGCGCUGGUCGUUCCACAACGCGCGCGUGAACGCGCUCGCGUGGACCGCGGACGGGCAACACUGCGCGUCGGGCUCGCUCGACACGCACGUGUACGUGUGGAGCGUGCAGAAGCCGAUGAAGAACAUCGCGAUCAAGAAUGCGAACCCGGGCGGGGUGAGCACCGUGUUCUGGCUCGGGGAGAAGGAGCUUGCGAGCGCGGGCGCGGACGGGUGUGUGCGUCGCUGGGGCGUCACGUUCCAUGCGUGAGGGGGCGUUUGAGACAUACUGUGGAACUUGGCAGAAGGGCUGUGCGGGAGACUGUAGGUACUGAGAAGGCAUAAAGGAUGUAACACAAUUUACCAAUGGACUUAAACUUGCUGUACUCGCCCAAUUCACUUCGAC
Trametes versicolor FP-101664 SS1 is the source of this 1975-nucleotide messenger RNA. Its product is annotated as WD40 repeat-like protein. The transcript has 15 exons. Bases 56 to 1840 code for a protein of 594 amino acids. Gene Ontology annotation, cellular component: cortical actin cytoskeleton. The record is from RefSeq and is a predicted model, not a curated record. NCBI's taxonomy places the organism in Eukaryota, Fungi, Basidiomycota, Agaricomycetes, Polyporales, Polyporaceae. Gene Ontology annotation, molecular function: actin filament binding. Gene Ontology annotation, biological process: positive regulation of actin filament depolymerization; actin filament depolymerization.